AUUUGAAAAAACCGAUUAACUGUAUUAAAUUAACCGGUGAAUAACCGGUUAUUUUUUUAGCCAGUUAAACCUAAUAACCUGGUGCAUCCCUCAAUAACCUAAAACAGGUUAUUUUUUUAAAAGAUAUCUAGCUCGACCUAGCUCUAACUACUACUAAAUCCUAAAUCUACCUCGUCCGCUUUAUUUUAUCUCAGUUCGUCCGUACUUUUUUUACAUUUUUAUUUUUUCAAAAUUGUCAAUUUAAAUCUUAAAAAUCAAAAAUCUUCUCUCGGAUUUGGAAUUUUAGUAUUUUGGAUUUGUAUUUACAUUUGCAUAUGACAUCUGACAUCUUAUGUAAAAUGUAAACCAUAUUCUGUGGUAAAAUCUAACCUCAAUGUUGAUGAAACGGCGGGUUUUGGUUUUGGACUUUUGGAGUUUUGUUUCGAUUUGUAAUGAUCUUGAUCUUUAUUAAAGAUUUUUAUAUUCAGUGUUCAGUUAAUAAGUAGUGGAAAAUGCCAGCAAAAAAAAGUGACGUGUGGAAUUUCUUCAAACGAAAAGGUAAUGGUAUCUGCCAAUGCAAUUUGUGUGGUAAAUGUUAUCGAUGUGGUGGUGGAACGACUAAUCUAAAAAAUCAUUUAACCCAUAAACACCCAGGAGUGGCUAAAGACUUAAAUAAUAAUAAAAGUAGCAAUAGUAGCUUGAGCUUAGAUAAAUUUAAUACAAAAAAACAAAGGCUUGAUACUUGUGAUGUACCUGAUUCUGAAGCAGUACCUUCAGGCUUGUCAACAGUAGACUCUUCCUGUUCCACAGAAUCAGUACGAUCUGAUUUUGAUGACAAUGGUGAGAUCACUCAAAGUGUUGAUUAUAAGACUGAUACUGAUAGACCUUUAUCUACAAGUUCCUCGACAUCCUCAAGGACUCCUGCUAAAGUUUAUGCUCAACCGACUAUAAUGAAAAUUAUUAAAAACCAAAAAAGUUAUGAGGUUGGAGGAACAAAAGAAUCUGCCAUAACCCAGUCCCUAAUUUUCAUGAUUUGUAAAGACAACCUUCCUCUAGGUUGCACAGAAAAAGAAGGAUUAAAUUUUUUUUUGAAAACUACUGUUCCAUUAUAUAAGCCACCCAGUAGAAGAAAGAUUACAUCACUUAUGGAGCAAAAGUACUUUUCCUUACAUGCACUUGUUUCUUCCCAUCUAACAAAAGUCAAAAGAAUAUCCAUAACAACAGACAUAGCAACAGUAAUGAAUUCUACCAGAAGUUUUAUAGUACUAACAGCUCAUUACAUUGAUGAUGCAACAACUAGCAUGGAGACAUUUUGUCUUGGGGUCAAAAACUUAACCCCUCACCAUACAGCUGAAAAUAUUUCAAGUGACUUAACUGAAAUGAUCGAUUCAUGGAACAUUUCAAAAAAUAAUAUAGUAUCGGCUACCACAGACAAUGCAGCUAAUAUAGUUGCUGCAGUAGGAUUACUUUUAGAUAAUAAAAGACACAUUCCGUGUUUUUCACACAAUUUAAAUUUAGUUGUUACCAAAGCUCUUGGGGCAGUUCCAGAUUUAGUUGAAAUCAUUGAAAAAGUCAAACGCAUUGUUGCUUACUUCAAACACAGCAACAUUGCUCAGGACGACCUAAGAAAUGAGCAAGAAAGAGAAGGAAAAUGUAAUGGCACCUUUUUAUACCUAAAGCAAGAAGUGCCCACAAGGUGGAAUUCCACGUUCUAUUGUUUAGAGAGGUUUUUAUUGCUGUCAAGGCAUAUUGGAAGAAUUUUAUUAAUGGGGACUCAUAAAAGAGCACCAUCCAUGGUUACUGCCAAUGAACUUUCCAUUCUUGAAGAAUGCCUGCAAUUAUUAAGACCGUUUGAACUUGCAACCAAAGACAUCUCGGGAGAAAAAUAUGUGUCUUCUAGUUUAGUUAUUCCAUUAACAAACUGUAUUAAAGUUUCCUUAGAAAGAAUUAGUGUAACAAGCAUAAUCUGUCAACAACUUAAACAUGAACUAAAAAAUCAACAUGAGAAAAGAUUAUUACCUCAAGAGAAAAACAUACUGCUGGGUAUAUCAACGUUAUUGGAUCCAAGAUUCAAAAAAAUUCACUUCCAUUCUCCUCUUACACUAACAAAUGUUAUUAAUCGAGCAAAAAUAGAAAUAAGGGAUGAACAGAUCCAAAAGGACCCAAGUUUAGAACAAACGGAAACCCAAGGCUAUGACAGUAGUGACACUACAGAAUAUGACAUAAAAAACAUUUGGAUGGUACAUGACGAGGUAGCCUCCAGUCAAAGGACAGACGAUGAAGAUCCAGGAAGUAUUCCCAAGGAAUUAAAAUUAUAUUUAGAUCAGCCUACACUACCCCGAAAAUGUUGUCCAAUUCGCUAUUGGGUAGAAAAUAAAAAUGCCUUUCCAAAGACCUCACAAAUUGCCCUUAAAUAUUUAACAUCACUAGGAGCAUCUGUAUCUUCUGAAAGAGUCGUAUCUUUUUUAAAUUAUGUAGUUAGUGAUUCAAGAAGUAGAUUGACUCCUAGUCAUACUAAUCAGCUAGUGUUUUUGGGAUCACUUGAUCCCAAAUAUUGGAACAUUUAAAAUUAUUUUUUU
Molecule: messenger RNA, 2558 nt
Organism: Sitophilus oryzae (rice weevil)
Lineage: Eukaryota; Metazoa; Arthropoda; Insecta; Coleoptera; Curculionidae
Product: zinc finger BED domain-containing protein 4-like
Exons: 5
Coding region: 492-2546 (684 amino acids)
Molecular function (GO): DNA binding; protein dimerization activity
Source: RefSeq, a predicted model, not a curated record